AUGGCCCACUGGAGAGAGGAGUACUCCGCCGCUCUGGCGGCUCGCGAUCGACGAGAAAAAGCCAACGUUGCUAUCUUAAAUGCCUAUACACAACUUGCCGAUCGGACCGGCCGUAUAGCAACAGCUGUCAAUAGCACCCAAAGCUCUGCCCCGACAGAGAGCCACAAUGAUAUUCCCCAAUCCCUAGUGCCAGACCCCAAGAAAAAAGGUGUAGCGUCGUCAGGACUUUCUCCCCCGGAUGCUCUAGCUGCAGCGCGCACAGAUCUAUCUGAGGCGCAACGGUCCCGAUCAGAGCUACAGGAUCGGCUUACUCGCGCAACGGCCGAGCUGGAGAAACUGCGAAAACGAAGCUCGCAGGACUCACGUCGUAUUGGUGCACUAGAGAAAGAAGUUGCUCAGUUGCAACUGCGACUGAAGGACAGGGACGAAGAGUUGAAGGGAAAAGCUAAAUUGCUAGAUGAUUUCCAAGAUGAGCUUGCAUCUCUAAACCUGCAGCUCAAUAUGGCUGAGGAGCGGUCCAAUAGGCUACAGAAGGAAAACCAGGAGUUAGUCGACCGUUGGAUGGCAAGGAUGGGCAAAGAAGCGGAGGCGAUGAACGAAGCCUCGCGAUUUUCUUGA
This is a messenger RNA of Aspergillus caelatus, 618 nucleotides long. RefSeq names its product ATG16 family protein. The transcript has 3 exons. The record is from RefSeq and is a predicted model, not a curated record. The coding region runs from base 1 to 618 and encodes 205 amino acids. NCBI's taxonomy places the organism in Eukaryota, Fungi, Ascomycota, Eurotiomycetes, Eurotiales, Aspergillaceae.